Molecule: messenger RNA, 918 nt
Organism: Diachasma alloeum
Lineage: Eukaryota; Metazoa; Arthropoda; Insecta; Hymenoptera; Braconidae
Exons: 2
Coding region: 99-626 (175 amino acids)
Cellular component (GO): membrane
Source: RefSeq, a predicted model, not a curated record
AGGAUCCACGUUCGUCAUGCCCUUAUCAAUUGCAAGUUGAUAGUCAAAGAUACCCCAUUUCGGCAAAAGAUUUUAAUUCUGCUGCACUCGCGACAACAAUGGGGGAGACAUCUUCGAAAAUGGAUGGACAUUCAGGUUCAGUGGAAAAUUCAAUGCUAGCUCUUCUCGCAUCUGCUAUUAAUGAUGAAAGAUCAACUAUGAUUGCUCGUCCUAAUCCUGGGGAUCCUCCACGUGGAAAUGUGGGAAUUCUCGAGGCGAAAUCUCCAACAUGGCAGGACGUCGUGACAUCCAAAGAAUUCAUCUAUGGAGCUGGAGCAGCUAUGGGGGCAGUUGUGGGUGUUGCAAUGGCUCCAAAGGUUGCCAAUGAAAUCGGAUUCCGUGAAGAAGGAAUUAAGAAGGACUCCAGUGCAACUUCAAUGAUGCGUAGACAUGGGCCCUCAACCCCUGCUGGGGGAGUCGUUGCUACUUGCCAGCAUGUGGGGAACAAGAACAGCGUUCUCGGAUCUCCUGCGGCUACUACUGCGUCUGCACUAACCGGGGCAGGAAUUGGCCUUGGUAUUGCUGCCAUGGCCGUGGAAAUUGCAAAAUUAUUUGAAGAUGAUAAUGAUGGCGAUGAGGAUGAGUAAAUAUGAAGAACAUAAUGUGGUAAUUAUAUUAUAUAACUGCUCCAACGAAUUUUUCGAAGAAGCUGAAUUAUUUCGUCAUUUAAUACCAAUGGAAAUUGAAAUCAACAAGAAAAUUGAGUCGGACUUAAUUAGGUAAAUAACUUGGAGGGGGUGACUGGGUCAAAUUUUGACCUUUGUGGUUCAUACCAUACGAGAAUCGUUUUCCGUGAAUUUCUGUAGGAAUAUAAGAGAAUAAAUCUGAAACGUUCAGUAAAUUUUCGGGUCUGUCACCAAAAAAAUACGAAAAAGUCAU